Messenger RNA from Striga hermonthica, 1728 nucleotides. NCBI's taxonomy places the organism in Eukaryota, Viridiplantae, Streptophyta, Magnoliopsida, Lamiales, Orobanchaceae. The record is from the annotation of a GenBank genome assembly.
AUGGAGAAGCAAAGCAGUUUUCGGAACACAUCGAUCGAGAAGCAGCAGAGCUUCCGGGGUGCGCCAAUGGAGAAGCAGAAGAGCUUCAGGGGAUUAAUGGAGAAGCAGAAGAGCUUCCGAAUAGCAAUGGAGAGGCAGCUGAGCUUCGGUGGGGACCGUAAGAGGGGGAAAGACUCCCCGGGAAAACGUGGGGACACCCCACUCCACCUGGCUGCUCGGGCGGGUAAUCUGGGGAAGGUGAAAGAAAUCAUUCACAAGUUUGAUAGUGCCAAUAAUGGUGGUGUGAGGGACUUGUUGACGAAGCAGAACCAGGAAGGGGAGACCCCACUGUAUGUGGCGGCUGAGAAUGGGCAUAAGCUGGUGGUGGAGGAGUUACUGAAGCACUCGGAUGCUGAGGCUUCGUCUAUUCCGGCGAAUAACGGGCUCGACCCGUUCCAUGUGGCUGCCAAGCAGGGGCAUCUUGAUGUCCUAAAGGAGCUGAGGCGUUCUUUCCCGAGCCUUGUGAUGACAACCGACACCACAAAUUCGACUGCUCUACACACGGCAGCUGCCCAGGGGCACACGGAGGUCGUGAACCUUCUUCUGGACACAGACUCUAACCUUGCCAAGAUCACCCGCAACAAUGGCAAGAGCGUGCUCCACACGGCAGCCAGGAUGGGCCACCUGGAGGUGGUUAAAUCUCUGUUGAGUAAAGACCCGAGCAUCGGGUUCAAGACUGACAGGAAAGGCCAGACCGCAUUGCACAUGGCUGUGAAGGGGCAGAAUAUUGACAUAGUGCGGGAGCUCGUGAGGCCUGACCCUUCCCUGCUCGGGGUAGAGGACAACAAAGGGAAUACAGCACUGCAUAUUGCAACCAGGAAGGGUCGGAUUCAGAUGGUGCAAUGCCUGAUAUCCACGGAGGGCAUCAACCUCAACCCGACCAACUCUGCCGGCGAGACACCCCUCGACAUUGCCGAAAACCUCGGCAACCCCGAACUAACCGCCGCCCUCCGAGCUGCCGGUGCUGCCCACUCGGCAGACCACGGCAAGCCCCGAACCUCUUCCAAGCACCUCAAACAGACCGUGAGUGAUAUCAAGCACGACGUCCAGUCCCAGCUCCACCAGACCCGCCGAACGGGCUUCAAGGUCCGAAAAAUCGCUAAAAGGGUCAAGAAACUCCACAUCGAGGGCCUCAACAACGCCAUCAACUCAGCCACGGUCGUGGCAGUCCUCAUCGCCACCGUGGCCUUCGCCGCCAUCUUCACGGUCCCGGGCCAGUACGUCGAUGACAGCGGUCCCAACAUGGGAGAGGCCCAUGUGGCCCACGACCCGGCCUUUUUGAUCUUCUUCGUGUUCGACAGCAUCGCGCUUUUCAUAUCUUUGGCUGUGGUGGUCGUGCAGACUUCGCUGGUCGUGAUCGAGCACAAGGCCAAGAAGCAGCUCAUGUCGGUCAUCAACAAGCUUAUGUGGCUCGCGUGCCUUUUCAUAUCGAUUGCUUUCAUCGCGCUGGCGUACAUUGUGGUCGGGUCCCACGAGCGGUGGCUGGCCGUGUACGCGACUGUGGUGGGUGGCACAAUCAUGACGGCCACGAUCGGGUCCAUGUGCUACUGUGUGGUGAGGCACAGGCUGGAGGACUCGAGGAUGAGGAGCGUGAGGAGGGGGUCCACGCUUUCUCGCUCGUUUUCGCUGUCGAAUUUGUCGGAGAGCGAGAUGUAUAGCGAGAGGUAUAAGAAGAUGUAUGCUGUCUGA